AUGGAAACAGCUGCGCCAAGCUGCUCAGUCCAACAAUUGCAAAAUGUUUUGACACAAAUUCAAACCCUCUGCACUAAAGCUUUUGAAAAAGGUACUUCCAGCAAGCAUCAACAGAUUCGAGUGAUGCAUUGGGUGCAAAAGCUUCGCAAUCAACCCACGUCAAACCCAACGUGGUUGAAAAAUGUGCUGGAAUAUGCAAAUCUGCUUCUUCAAAUGAUCGUGAAUGGAGUUUUUGAAGAGCCUUUUACGAAGAUGCCUUCUCAAGGACCGUUGGCAGCACUUCCAAGGCAUCAGGUCGCACGCUUGCAUGUAAAAGCAGCAAAACGGACUAGCAGAGCUCAGUCAGCGCACUCUUCAUACAGAAGAAAUGAAUCAAAGUCAGAAAUUGAACAACCACUAAACAAUAAUCGCGAUGAUAAGGUCCAUAGGGGCACUAUGGUGAGUAAAGAGAUCCAAACUCUCGAGCAAGAUAAUCAAUGGGAGUGGCAGCACGUCUGGAAAGGUGCGUUUGAUGAGAUGCGUCAGCAAUUGCAGUUGAAAACUGAGACAGUUGAGACACUUACGACUGAAAACAAGGAGCUGCGUGCUCUUGUUGCAGGAUAUCAAAAAGCUCAAGAAGAAAUUGAGCGUAACCAGCGCGAUGCAAUGUCAAGGCACAAUGCAGAGAUUGAAAACCUUCGAGCAGUCCACUCUUUAGAGCUUUCAGAUGUUAAAGCUCGACAUCGCCAGAAACUACAAGAGGUGAUGCUGCAGAAUGAGGAAAAGCUUAGAAGACGACGAUUGAAAGACGUUGGAUUUCGGCCGACCGACAGCAAUAAUUAUUCGUCUCGAGACGCUAAUGCUAAUGCCAAUGCUGCUUUUCUUCAAUAUAUUGACGACUUUUAUUCUUCUACGCUUCAUUUGACAGCGCAAAAUAAAAAUUUACAAGGCGAUCCACGUCGUCCUGGUGAUUUGCACCCAUUUGUGCGGGAACGUGUAGAUCCUGAUGAUGCACCAAGCGACUACUACUCGUUGUUUUCGCUUGUCCUAGGCUUUCUCGGCUUUAUUUUGAAGUGGAAAGAGAUGGCCUGGGGCUCGUUGGCAUUGUGCGUGGGUUCAUUUAUCAACAUGAAGUCGCAAGACAUGAAUAUGACGCAAGUGGUAAUGUCCUUCUUCUUCUCCACUUCAUCCCUCGUGUCCGCAUAUAUGGGCGGUAUGAUACCAAUAUCCCAGACUAUUAAAUCCCCUACUUCUUAA
Molecule: messenger RNA, 1236 nt
Organism: Plasmopara halstedii
Lineage: Eukaryota; Oomycota; Peronosporomycetes; Peronosporales; Peronosporaceae
Product: Predicted membrane protein
Exons: 7
Coding region: 1-1236 (411 amino acids)
Biological process (GO): protein insertion into ER membrane
Cellular component (GO): endoplasmic reticulum membrane
Molecular function (GO): protein folding chaperone
Source: RefSeq, a predicted model, not a curated record